GGUUUGGAGGGAGGGACGGGGAACACGGUGGGACCGGGUAGCCGCCUUCCUGUUUCCGCUUGUCGCCGCCUAACAAUGGUGGUGGCGGUGUGAGGAGUGCGGCCUCGACUGAACGUUGUCUCUUUGCCCGGAUUGAGCUGGUAAAAUCUGUUUUAACUCAGUAUGGAAAAUGCUGCUAAUGAAGAUAGUGGAAGAAAUGAGCAGGCUGACACUCAUUCGACUAAUGAAGAUCAGCGCAGGCAUCAGUCGGACCGCCUAGAUCGGGAGGAAGCCUUCUAUCAUUUUGUCAAUAACCUGAGUGAAGAGGAAUACAGGCUGAUGAGGGAUAAUAACCUGUUUGGUACACCAGGGGAAAUUACAGAAGAAGAACUUACCAGGCGCCUGCAGCAAGUAAAAAACGGCACAAUUCCGAACAACCCUGAUGCUCGAAGGAGUGAAGGCUCUGGUGACAAUCGAGGUGGCGAAGGUUUGGACGAAGGAUCAAGUGGUGAUUCUCUUCUGGAGUGGUUGAAUGCUUUCAGACAGACGGGAAACACAACGAGAAGCGGGCAAAGUGGGAAUCGCUCAUGGAGAGCUGUCAGUCGUACAAACCCAACAAGUGGAGAUUUUCGAUUCAGCUUGGAAAUUAACGUAAGUCGUGGUAGAAUUGAUCAAAGUGCCGAAAUGGAAAGUGAACAAAUGGACACUUCGAAUGCAGCAACAACGUUGCCACCAACAGAAGAGGCAGUGACGCCUGUACCAUCAAGAAGCAUAAACCCCUCCCCACCUGCAACAGCACAACCUGCGCAAGCAGUAACAGCUCCACCAAUAACCAUUACAGAAGAAAGUGUCCAAAGUGAACCUGAAAGGUCUGAAUCUGGUGUUACUAGACAGAGCAGAAGACCAAAUGGGGAACUGUCUUAUGAAAACAGCUAUGAACUUUUCCGACAGGACCUUGAAACCCAGCCACCGCAAAGUCGUGCAAGGAGUGGUAGAAGCAGAAGCCCCGAACGUCGGCGGUCAUCUAGAACAAGAAGCAAUCGAAGUCGGUCGCCCUUGCAUCCAGUUGAAGGAAUGAGUCGAUCACGGCGCCAGAGUUCUCUCCGAUCUGAGAGAUCCAGUUCAGAAAGUGGGACAGAAGGAAGUUCCAGAACUAGACAGCAUAUAGUGUCCAGGCAGAAUCGGGUUGGAGAUGAAGUGCGGGCGGAAGUAACCAACCCCUUUUCUACAUCUGAGUCGAGUGAACCUCGAGAGCCUUCCCAAGAAGCUGCUGAUCCUGCAGAAGCGACCGUCAAUGAUUCGUCUGUAGCUGGCCGGCGACCACCAACCAUUAUGCUAGACUUGCAGGUGAGAAGGGUGAGACCUGGUGAAAAUACGGAUAGAGAUAGUAUAGCCAACAGGACCCGCUCGAGAUCCCAAACAACAGACAACACAGUUGUGUAUGAAAGUGAGCGGGGUGGGCUCAGGCGCACAUUUUCCCGCUCUGAGCGAGCAGGGGUGAGAACUUACGUUAGUACCAUUCGGAUUCCAUUUCGCAGGAUUUCUGAUUCGGGUCUUGGGGAGGCUGCCUCAGUUGCUCUCCAAACCAUACUUCGCCGAAUAAUGAUGGGUGGGGAAUUGAGUUCCUUUGUGGACAGUGACAGUGAUUCUGAAACGAGCAACAGGGGCCAAAAUCCAGUGCAAGAAGUCUCUGAAUCGCAAAACAACACAAGUGAAUCACCCAACGUGGCUUCCACGGGCAGAACAGGAGAGCAGCGGACGGCGGCACAGCGGAAUAGCGGCGAGACGGAUAGCACCACUGGUGCAAGGAGAAGAGAAGGUCAGCAGACUCGAGGCCUGUUUGGCCUUGAAGAAAGUGGUACUUUGCCCAUACUUAGGCUGGCCCAUUUCUUCUUGCUAAAUGACGAAGAUGAGGAUGAUCAGCCCAGGGGACUGACCAAAGAGCAAAUUGACAACUUGUCCACAAGAAAUUUUGGGGAAAGUGAUGCAAUUAAAACCUGUAGCGUGUGCAUUAGUGAGUACACUGCUGGAAACAAGCUGCGCAAGCUUCCCUGCUCACACGAAUAUCAUGUUCACUGUAUUGAUCGCUGGCUCUCUGAAAACUCCACAUGCCCCAUAUGUCGUCAGGCCGUUUUAGGUCGCACUGCUGGAGAUAAUGUUGGCUAGUGUAUGGCCUCCAUCAGUUUGUGUCCCAGUAUUGGUGUAAAGUAGAAUUAGCUAGCUGUACUAAACAGUGAACCAUAUAAAAUUAUACUUCAGAAUGCAGAGGGAAUUUCAAAAUAGCCAUACCUAAUAUUUCUGUGUGACUGCUUCCUGACUUAUGUUUAAAAAGUUUUUUUUGCAAAUCUUUAACAUGGGUUUGAACAUUUUGUAUUGAUUCUAUUGCAAGUGUGCACUGUUGCAUUGUUUAUGAAUUGAAACAAUUUUACCAUGCUUAUAAAUGUAUUUAGGGAACAAUUCUGGCAUCUGGUUUCUUAAUUAAUUUAACCCGUAUUUAGGAUUUGUUCUUAGCAUGGUAAGUAACUUAUUUAAACUAAUGCUUUUGCUUUCAUUUUCCUUGCCCUAUGAUUUUUGUCAUGCAGUUAGCAUUUCAUUUGGGUUAGUUGUACUGAAUUCCAUUUCUUUCCCCUUCUUUUCUUUGGAUUUUUUAAUCAAAAUUGUUCCCUUUUCUGAUGUAUAGUUUUGGUUUAUGUGCACACUUACAGUGGUGUAUUUUAGCAAUUCAGAGUAUUCAUUGUUGCAGGAUCUAUGUAUAGGAUGGAGAAAUUGGCCAAUUAAAAUAGCAAUGCAAAUUCACUGCUAUAUAAAAAUUCUAAUUUACUGUACAUCUUUAAUGAACGAAUUGCCUUAUUUUACAACAUAUACAUCUAUGGGACUAAUUGGAAGUAUUCAACAGUUUUCUGUACUGUGAAUUUGUUUACUAUCUUUCAUUUCUCAGUCAACAUUAAAAAAAAACCUGAUUUCAUCUUUUUUUUGGAGUUACUCUGUACAUCUCUUUGAGGUUCUUGCCUCUCCACCUUGCACCUUCAGUUUUAAGAAAGACAUUUUAAUGUGGGCAAUGAUCCAUGCUGUGGAAUAAGUCGUUUGUCUUUGGGAAGUUGGCUGCUUUUUUCUUUCUCUAUAAUUGAAUGGAACAGUGAGGCUGUGUAUGGACAUGUUAGCCUCUCACCACAUUUUUGCAAACCUCCAACAUUGCGCCACGUAAUCUGUGCCUAAUAAAAGACCUUUGUCCAGCUCACUACUUGGAUGUUGUUUGGUUUUACUGUAAUGUUCGGCACCAUCGCCAGGAUGUGAGAAAGACUAAUUUUUGAAAUGCUUAUUGGAAUAUUGGGGUCCUCCUGUGCUGGUUAAGUGCAGACCUGGUCUACGUGAAAAAUAAGCUCUGGUAUUCUGCCAAUUGACAUGUUGCAUCUUUAAGUUGUAAAAUGCAAGGAUGCUGAGUAUCUAUAUAAAGGAAACUCCAAUUUUGUUCAUUCAACAAUGAAAUUGAAAUACAUUUGUAAUAUAACUGAUGUAACUGAAUGGAAUAGUUUUUUGAGGCAGAAUGCCAGUUUUUGUUUUUGAAUAUAUAUAGGCAGGAUUGUGGGAAGUAAUGACACUAUUUGGUCUCUUGCUUACCCAAAUGUAUAUGGAAAAAUUGGUUUGUACAAAAGUAACCAGAUAUGAAUGGCAUCUUGUAUAAAUUUUAAAUGCCAAUAUUGUAAUGUGUAAUUUCAUUACUUAGUUAAAUGCUACAGAGCCAAUAUUAUCAGAAAGGAAUAUCACAUAGGAAUCCCACAGAUUGUGGUCAGCCCUGCAUAAGGUGAGCUGUAUAGUAAGGAUUGAAAGCAAAUUAGGAGAUGAGUGAUUUAAGAAUUCAAGGGAGAGUUCUGCAGCUGCAGGAGUCUUGCCAAAGUGCAUGCACUUUGGUCCACUGUACAAGGCUUGUUUAAAGUGAUUUAGUUUAUUUAUGUAAUCUGUUGUACUAAUUUUUUGUAAAUUAGUAACUAAGUUUUGAUGCAAAAAUGUUUGAUUAUCCAGUUGUCAUUUUGCUUUCUGGAGAAAAGGAAACGUCAAUUGCAGAAAAACAUUUAUCUUUUGACAUUGACCAUUUAAAGAAUUGGGGUAUCUAUAAAUGUUAAUAAAGUAUUGCACGAUAAACUA
This is a messenger RNA of Amblyraja radiata (thorny skate), 4122 nucleotides long. RefSeq names its product ring finger protein, LIM domain interacting (gene rlim). Lineage: Eukaryota; Metazoa; Chordata; Chondrichthyes; Rajiformes; Rajidae. The record is from RefSeq and is a predicted model, not a curated record. Gene Ontology annotation, cellular component: nucleus. The coding region runs from base 163 to 2145 and encodes 660 amino acids. The transcript has 4 exons. Gene Ontology annotation, molecular function: ubiquitin protein ligase activity. Gene Ontology annotation, biological process: ubiquitin-dependent protein catabolic process; protein ubiquitination.